CGGUGGUCAUCGACGCGCAGAUUCAUACUCGGUGCAAGCAUGGAUGACAUCGACCUCAUCCUGACACUACUCCCCAUUAUAUCCGAGCCUCCUCCCCCUCCUCCGCCUCUCAACGCAGCUGCAGUCAGCUCAGUUGCUGCUGCCAGUGACUUCCUUGAUGAUUUCGAGAGGAUCACCGCUCUCUUGUGCGCCGACCCUUCUCCUGAGGUCCACAAGGGUGGCAAACGAGUGCAUCCAGAGCAGGGAGGCACGAGGAUCACACGUGCAUGGCUCGAAUCAAUAAGCAACCAUGACUGUGUUUGGCGUUUUCGAUUGAACGCCAAAGAGCUUAUCGAGCUUAGGGAAGCGCUCGACAUACCAGAGCAGUUCAAAACAGCUGGUCGAUACGUCUUCUCGGGCCUCGAAGCGUUAUGCCUCCUUCUCGCACGUUUUCGCUCUGCUGGCGAUAUGUACGAGCUCUCCACAAAGUACGCGCGCUCACAGGCAUCCAUAUCCGAGUGUAUCAAUGAGCUCGUCAUCUGGCUGGAUGAGCGAUGGGAGCACAUCCUGUAUUUCGACCACGAACACCUUCUCCGUCCAUCUGCUCUCGCCGAGUACGCUGCUGCCGUUUAUGAAAAAGGAGCACCUCCUGCAUCUGUCUUCGCCUUCAUCGACUGUACCAUCCGACAGAUUGCUCGGCCAACCUGGCAUCAGCAGCAGGCAUACAACGGUCACAAGAAGUAUCACGCCCUCAAAUACCAGGCUCUCAUGCUUCCGAAUGGAAUCAUCGGCCACUUGUAUGGACCGUGGGAAGGACGGCGGAACGACAAUGCCCUCCUGGCUGGCAGUGGUCUGAUGGAGAGGUUGGAGCGUUUCGCUAUCCGGGAGGACGUACGCGAGGAUGCCCCAAUCGAGGAGCGCUUUCUGCAGAUCUUUGGAGAUCCUGCCUAUGGUCUUGGCCUGCAUAUCCUGAGCCCAUUUGCAGGACCUGGAGAGCGGACGAAGGAGCAGCAGGCUUGGAAUGCAAUGAUGUCCAAGGUACGCAUUACUGUCGAGAAUGGCUUCGGAAAUAUUACGAACCUUUUUCCUUUCCUGAAUGCCGGGUGGAAAAUGCAUUUGUACUCUUCUCCGGUUGGACGGUACUAUAGGAUUGGUGUGUUACUUGCCAACUGCAUUGAUUGCUUACAUCCCAACCAAGUUGCUCAAUACUUUGAUUGUUGUCCCCCUACUUUAGAAGAGUAUCUUCAUGACUUCACAACAUAGCUAUCUUCAACGAAUGACUGGAGUUAGACAAGUAGCGAAUAGUUGUAUGGAAGGUCAAAUAAAUGUAUAUAUGUGUAGGUAAAAAGGAUAGUAAACGGU
This is a messenger RNA of Schizophyllum commune H4-8, 1341 nucleotides long. RefSeq lists its product as uncharacterized. NCBI's taxonomy places the organism in Eukaryota, Fungi, Basidiomycota, Agaricomycetes, Agaricales, Schizophyllaceae. Bases 40 to 1242 code for a protein of 400 amino acids. The transcript is spliced from 2 exons. The record is from RefSeq and is a predicted model, not a curated record.